This is a messenger RNA of Phycomyces blakesleeanus NRRL 1555(-), 348 nucleotides long. RefSeq lists its product as hypothetical. Bases 1 to 348 code for a protein of 115 amino acids. The transcript is spliced from 4 exons. The record is from RefSeq and is a predicted model, not a curated record. Lineage: Eukaryota; Fungi; Mucoromycota; Mucoromycetes; Mucorales; Phycomycetaceae.
AUGAUCCGUUUUGUCGCUCAACCCAAAGAACCAAGAACUAUACACUGGUCCGAACUCGUGGACUGUCUCACGAAAAUUGAGGUACAUGUAAAUUUAUAUGAACAGGCCACCGCCGUCGCCUCGACCAUGGCCUGCACUUCGUCAAGUUUGUUGUUGACAAUGGCUUCCCUUUUCAUCCAUGGUUCAACGAUUCUCUUUGCUCUCUUUGGCGUUUCCGGGAAGAAAUUAUAUACAGAAAAUAUGACACUGGACUUCGCUGUUGAAUGCCCUAAGAUCGAUUUUAACAAAAUUGUGUUUAUCACUGUCAUUGUUGUCACAGUUAUCAACAUUGACCUCGUUAAUAAUUGA